AAAAUCUUGAAAAACAACCUCGUAAAAACCGACACAUCCAAAAAAACUGGUAAAAUUGUGUGCCAAACGCAGACAAAUGUUUCAGUGAUCGAAAACAUAUAAAACUUUCAUUCUCGCCGAUGCAAGAUGGCAUCUUAAAUAAUGGACGAAAGCACAUGUAAAAUGGCACUCAAAAUCAUUCACUAUAUCGAAAUUGUUUGAGUUGGAUAGCUCCGUGGUGCGCGAAGAAGAAGACGCGAUGCACCCAUCCGCCAGGUGACCCUGCCGAUUACACCCGCGGAACAUGUCAUGGGACUCAAUCGAGUCGCGCGACUUCCUCGGCGGGGUGCCGGCGCACCAACUGUCGGCUACGCGGCUGCUCAGCUCCCCUGAUCCGUCGCGUCAUCACAUUGAAGAUCCACCUGAACUAUUUCCGUUCUCAGAGGAGUAUCCGACGGAAGGGCGCAAUGGUGCGAUCCGUUGGGGCUCUCGCUUCGGCCCGGCGCACCGGCCGUCUGCCGGCGUGCUAGAGUGCUUCCGAGUCUGCAGAUCGCGUAUCGACCAGUAUCUGGCCAGACGAAAGAUCGAACGUGGUGUCCGCCUAUACGGGCAGAACGAACAACGCCUGGCGGUGAAGGUAUGGCUCUCAGCUCUCCGCGGUGUGCGACAUCGGAGCGACAAGUUCUCUUUAUUGGGACAUUUAUAUCAAGCUUAUAUGGACUUUGGGAAAUACAGAGAAUCCCUGGAAUUCGCAAACAGACAGCUGGGCAUAUCAGAGGAGCUGGAUUCUGCCCCGAUGAGAGCCGAGGCUUAUCUUAACCUUGCGCGCACUCAUCAGACUUUAGGUGGACUUGACAGGGCACUCUCCUACGCUCGUCAUGCUUUAUACAACGACUGCGGCGGUGGUUCCACGGCAGGGUGUGUACACCUCACAGUUGCUGCAGUGAGCUUGGAGCUAGGUGCCUUCUCCAAGGCAAUGGAUGGCUUUCAGAAGGCUCUGGCCGUGGCUCAGGCACAGAAUGACAACACGCUUUUAUUACAGGUGUACGUCGGCUUAUCAGAAUUAUGGCGACGCCUCCGCGAUACUGAACGUGCUGUGGCGUGUGCUGCUCGUGCAUGUGACCUUGGCCGUGGUCCGCGAUCGACUGAUCUGAACACGCGGCAUCAUCGCACAGCCUUAUUGCAAAUGGCGGCUGCUCUGCGCGCGAGGGGAGAGUUGGGAGAUGCGCACGAUUACUGUAAUGAAGCCCUGCGCUUAGCUGCAGUGGCAGGUGACCAAGGUUGCUACGUACGCGCUGUGAGGAUAGCUGGCGAUGUGUAUAGAAGGAAAUGUGAUUAUGGGAAGGCGCUUAGAAACUAUGAGGUCGCUAUGGGAGCUACGCAGACACUGGGAGACCGUUUAGCCCAAAUGGAGGCGAUGGAUGGAGCCGCGAGAUGUUUGGAGGCAUUGAGGCUGCAAGGACGCAUCUGUAACUGUCGGCCGUUGGAGUUCAAUACGAGGUUGUUAGAGGUCGCUACAUCCGUUGGAUCGAAGAUGCUAGUGCGCCGUGUGAGACUUCGGCUGGCAGAAAUCUACACAGCUUUGGGGGAUAACAACGCGGCGGCUAGACAGAAACGCGCCGCUGCCGCCUGGGCCGCACCCACUUGUGCCAGGUGUAGGGAACCGCUCGCCGAACGAGCUGAACCCCUCGCCUCACUGCCUUGCGCGCAUAUUGUCCACCACGCUUGUAUGCCCGAGUCGUGGUCAAGGCGUUCGACACGAAGCUCUGGAGGCGCGGAGUGUUUGGAGUGUGCAUCCCCACGCGCACCUCGCGUCCCGCCACCCGCUCCCCCCGCUCCUCGAAGCUUACCGUCACAGGUUGAUUUCCCAUUCGGCACACCACCAACUUUGCGCGAUUCGGAUUUGAACUCUGUACUCUCCGAUCACAGCAGUCAGCAAGCCACGUCCAGCGUUUAAUUUAAUUUUAACUCUAUUUUUAUACACAUGAAGAUCUUAUUCUAUUACUUACUAUUUUCCGUAUGGAUUUUCACUGUAGUUUGCUACUCUAUACAAAUUGAAAGUACGCUUAAAUUUUAGAGCAAUCACUACGAGGAGUUAUAUUUUUUUUGUAUCGUUAUUCAGUAAGUUAGCCUUCUUCAAGAGUAAUUUUUAAUAAGAUAAGUGCCGGCGAUAUUUCAUAUUCAACAUAACCUGAAAAUGUUAUAUGAAUCCUGAUGGUCUCAUAAAAUGUCUCACGAUGACCAACACGUCUAAAAAAAUGAAAAGUGGACACUUACAGUGGAUUUGCAAUAACUUAAGAUGUUCUUAAAAUAAA
Pararge aegeria (speckled wood butterfly) is the source of this 2294-nucleotide messenger RNA. Its product is annotated as 43 kDa receptor-associated protein of the synapse homolog. The coding region runs from base 284 to 1936 and encodes 550 amino acids. Gene Ontology annotation, biological process: chemical synaptic transmission. The transcript has 14 exons. Gene Ontology annotation, molecular function: acetylcholine receptor binding; protein-membrane adaptor activity. Lineage: Eukaryota; Metazoa; Arthropoda; Insecta; Lepidoptera; Nymphalidae. The record is from RefSeq and is a predicted model, not a curated record.